This is a messenger RNA of Carassius carassius (crucian carp), 1378 nucleotides long. RefSeq names its product motor neuron and pancreas homeobox protein 1-like. Gene Ontology annotation, cellular component: nucleus. The record is from RefSeq and is a predicted model, not a curated record. NCBI's taxonomy places the organism in Eukaryota, Metazoa, Chordata, Actinopteri, Cypriniformes, Cyprinidae. Gene Ontology annotation, molecular function: sequence-specific double-stranded DNA binding; DNA-binding transcription factor activity, RNA polymerase II-specific. The coding region runs from base 109 to 1041 and encodes 310 amino acids. The transcript is spliced from 3 exons. Gene Ontology annotation, biological process: central nervous system development; regulation of DNA-templated transcription; neuron projection morphogenesis.
CUUGCACACCUUGGCCAAAGUCAUAACUUUAAGGAGAGCAACGGUGACAGUCGUGACAGCAUUUUGAAGUUGUGAACGACGCGUUAAUCUGUUCGUGAGGUGGGUCAGAUGGAGAAAUCUAAAAACUUUCGCAUCGACGCGCUUUUGGCUGUCGAUCCACCAAAAGUGCAGACCUCGCCGCUGGCGCUGGUCACCUCCCUGCCCACCUCUUCAGUCUCAUCCUCCUCCGAGAGUGUCCAGGAGUUGAACUCGAACUCCGAAGCACUUCGAACCGAGACUCCGUCGCCCCCCAGGAUAUCGUCUUGCGGCUUGAUUCCCAAACCGGGUUUCUUAAACUCUCUACAUUCAGGCAUGUUAGGACUACACCCUCAGAGCAGCACCGGGAUCCCCCCUCAGGCUCUCUACGGUCAUCCGAUGUACACUUAUUCAGCAGCAGCACUGGGUCAGCACCCGGCUCUGUCCUACUCAUACCCGCACGGCUCGCACCAUCACCACCCCAGUGACCCCCUCAAACUCACCGCCAGCUCCUUCCAGCUCGACCACUGGCUGAGGGUCUCCACGGCGGGGAUGAUGCUGCCUAAAAUGGCAGAUUUUAAUGGCCAGGCGCAGUCAAACUUACUCGGGAAGUGCAGAAGACCAAGAACCGCGUUCACAAGCCAGCAGCUCCUUGAACUUGAGCACCAGUUUAAGCUGAACAAAUAUCUAUCGAGACCAAAACGCUUCGAAGUGGCCACAUCAUUAAUGCUAACAGAGACACAGGUGAAAAUCUGGUUUCAGAACAGGCGCAUGAAAUGGAAGCGCAGUAAAAAGGCUAAAGAACAAGCCGCUCAGGAGGCCGACAAGCAAAAGGGUAAAGGAGACCAGGACAAAAAGCACGGACUGGAGAAGGACUGCCAGAAGGUAGAUUCAGUGAAAACUAACAGAAUACGGGACUUUAGGGACAGCGACGACGAAGAAGGAGAUAAUUACAUGCUGAAUUCAUCUGAUUGUUCCUCUGAUGAUGAACGAACCAAUGCCAGUGAUAUCAGUCCACAACCAUGAGACUUCGUUUCCAAAAAGACACUUACAUAAGAAGUAGCCUACCUAUGUGAUUAGCAUGUGUUAUCAUCUUGCAGUCAGUGUGGAAAUGCUGAGAAGGACGCCCACAUGAGCUGUUUGUAUACGUCUCCGUGAGGUGAAGCCUGAUGUUAUGGUUGCAGAGCAUGUGGUAAAAUUGCAUCAAGCAAAAUAGAUGAGUAGGCCCAUCACUGUCGGUAAUAAAUCACUGAAAGUUAAUUUCUGAACUCAAGUGGGAUGGGAAAAAAACAUCAACCAGAACCAUGUGAUCUGUUUAUUUUUAUACAAUGUAUUUAUAAGGAAAUCGCUUUUAAAAUGCAUG